AUGGCAUCCCUGCUACGGAUGCUGAGUGAUUUCCCCACGCGACUUGCCGCAUUCCUGGACAGGCCCGGAUUCCCUUGGAAACGACUAAUCCUCGGCUUCUCCCUGGGCCAGUAUGUUCUCGAAGGGCUAUUGUCCUUGAGACAGUACAAGGUGUUGCAAAAGAAGAAGCCGCCCAAGACACUGGAAGAUGAAAUCUCGCAAGAUGUAUUCGACCAGAGCCAAGCAUAUGGUCGAGCAAAAGCGAGAUUCGAUUUCGUCUCAGGCUUGUAUUCUCAGAUCCAAAACGUCCUCUUCAUUCAAUACGAUAUCCUCCCCAAACUCUGGUCGCUGACUGGCAUCUGGCUGACGCGCUUCCUCCCUGAACGAUUCUCCGGCGAGAUCUCCCACACGGUUCUCUUCUUCCUGACGUUCAACUUGAUUUCCCAAGCCCUCUCGCUACCGGUCUCGUACUAUGGAACUUUCGUGUUGGAGGAGAAAUUUGGCUUCAACAAACAGACUGUCAAACUCUGGCUCACGGACAUGCUGAAGGGUCAGGCGCUGAUGGUCGCACUCGGUACACCGCUUCUCAGUGCAUUCCUGAAGAUCAUUCAGGUCACAGGCACCAGAUUCUUCUACUACCUCUGGCUGUUCGGGAUUGCUGUCCAGCUCUUCGGCAUCACAAUCUAUCCAAUUUUCAUUCUGCCACUCUUCAACAAGUUGUCACCUCUCGAACCGGGUGAGCUGAAGUCGGGCGUCGAAGCACUUGCAUCGAGACUCAAGUUCCCAUUAAAGUCGCUGUACGUCAUUGAUGGGAGCAAACGGAGUGCACACAGCAACGCGUACUUUUUCGGUCUUCCAUGGAAAAAACAUAUUGUCAUCUACGAUACAUUGAUUGAGAAGAGUGAACCACAAGAGGUUGUUGCAGUUCUUGGUCAUGAGCUUGGUCAUUGGAGUCUGUCGCAUACCACGAAACUGUUCGCUAUCGCACAGUUCCACAUGUUCUACAUCUUCGCCCUGUUUAGCGUCUUCAUUGACAACCAUUCCUUGUACUCGGCCUUUGGAUUCCACGACUCCCACCCCAUCAUCAUCGGAUUCAUUCUCUUCUCUGACGCCUUGGCUCCGAUGGACGCAGUUGUGAAACUGUUGAUGAACAUCCUCUCUCGCAAGUUCGAGUUCGAGGCCGAUAAAUUUGCAUUGGACCUUGGGUUUCAAAAGGAACUUGCGAGGAGUCUGAUCAAACUCCAGGUCCAGAAUCUCAGCACAAUGGACGCAGACUGGAUGUAUGCCAGCUAUCACUACAGCCAUCCCAUAUUGGCUGAGAGACUAGCAGCUUUAGGUUGGAAAGGCCCCAAGCUAUCGUCCAAUGGCAAGAUUGUCGAGCUGGACGAGAAAGUAGUCGAUGCAGAGGUUGUGAAAGCAAAGGACCGAGAGUUGUGA
This is a messenger RNA of Exophiala spinifera, 1416 nucleotides long. RefSeq lists its product as uncharacterized. Bases 1 to 1416 code for a protein of 471 amino acids. The transcript has 4 exons. Gene Ontology annotation, cellular component: endoplasmic reticulum membrane. The record is from RefSeq and is a predicted model, not a curated record. Gene Ontology annotation, biological process: CAAX-box protein processing. Gene Ontology annotation, molecular function: metalloendopeptidase activity. Lineage: Eukaryota; Fungi; Ascomycota; Eurotiomycetes; Chaetothyriales; Herpotrichiellaceae.